Molecule: messenger RNA, 340 nt
Organism: Staurois parvus
Lineage: Eukaryota; Metazoa; Chordata; Amphibia; Anura; Ranidae
Source: the annotation of a GenBank genome assembly
UGUCCCUCGGACACAGCGGAUCACCGAUCAUGGAAAGAGCCAAAGAUGGGGCAUGUACACUGAUGAUCAGGGCACUGAUGAUCAGUGUGCCCUGAUGAUCAGUGUAGCCCCAGCAGUGCCACCUGUCAGUGUCCAUCAGUGCCUCGUGCCAGUGCCCAUCAGUGCCACAUCAAUGCCACAUAUCAGUGCCUACCAAUGCACAUCAAUACCACAUAUCAAUGCCCAUCUGAGCUGCCUUUCAGUGCUGCAUAUCAGUGCCAUGUAUGAGUGCUGCCUUUCAGUGCCCAUCAGUGAUGCCUGGCAAUGCCCAUCAGUGCCACCUACCAGUGCCUCCUCAUCA